Galleria mellonella (greater wax moth) is the source of this 2477-nucleotide messenger RNA. RefSeq names its product heparan sulfate glucosamine 3-O-sulfotransferase 3B1 (gene Hs3st-B). The record is from RefSeq and is a predicted model, not a curated record. The coding region runs from base 161 to 1189 and encodes 342 amino acids. The transcript is spliced from 6 exons. Lineage: Eukaryota; Metazoa; Arthropoda; Insecta; Lepidoptera; Pyralidae. Gene Ontology annotation, molecular function: [heparan sulfate]-glucosamine 3-sulfotransferase activity.
UACUGUCGACUGCUGUCGAUGGUUAAUGCAGUGUUUUAAACAAUUAUAAUGCAGAUGUGGUGAUAUGGAUAUAAAAAAAAAAUCUCUCAAUAAUGAACGGAAUUUUAGAUUAAUAUCAAGCAGAAGAAAUUUGUUACACAAAUGACUUCCAGAAAUAGCAAUGAAAUGUUUUCCGGCAAUAUCGAAACGAACUAUGUUUAUUUAUUUCACAUUAUUGUUUCUAUUAUACUUAUUCUAUGCUCUGAAUACAUGUUUAGUUGACGAAAAAAAGCUCACACAAAAAUAUUUAUUUAUAAAGCGACACAUAUCGAAUUAUAAAAAUGUGCCUGUGCGGUUUGCUUCACUAUUAGGGUUUCAUUUCGGCGAAGUUAAUAAAUAUAGAAUUAGUCCGGUACCGAUAAAAAGACUGCCGGAUGCCUUAAUCAUCGGAGUUAAGAAGUGUGGUACACGAGCAUUGUUAGAAUUUUUAAGAUUGCAUCCAGAUGUUAGGGCGGCAGGAUCCGAGGUGCAUUUCUUUGACAAAUAUUAUCAUAAGGGUUUCGAAUGGUACAGAAACAAAAUGCCACCAACCCUUGAAGGGCAGAUUACCAUGGAGAAGACCCCAUCAUACUGGGUAACGAGAUCGGCGCCAAGGCGGGUGUACGCAAUGAAUCCGUCAGUCAAGUUGCUAGCAGUAGUGAGGGACCCAGUUACUAGAGCGAUCAGUGAUUACACACAAUCAGCAAGUAAAAGACCAACGCUCCCCCGUUUUGAAGAUCUGGCACUAGUGAACAGUACAGUGGGCUGGGGUGGGAUCCCGUCUGUGGUGGAUGCAACCUGGCCGCCUGUCAGGUUGGGUAUUUACGCUCGUCCCCUGCGCCGUUGGCUUCGAAGAUUUCCCAGGACGAGGCUCUUGUUGAUUAGCGGGGAGAGGCUCGUGGCUGAUCCUGCUGCUGAGAUGGCUAGAGUGCAGGAGUUUCUUGGUCUGAAGCGCGUGAUCACCGAGAAGCAUUUCUACUUCAACUCUACCAAGGGUUUCCCGUGUCUUCUCAAAUCUGAGAGUCGGUCUACUCCCCACUGUCUCGGGAAAACCAAGGGCAGAAAUCACCCGCACAUCGACCCAACAGCCCUAGAGAGGUUAAGAGAUUUUUAUAGGCCAUUUAAUGAAAGAUUCUAUCAAAUGUCAGGUAUUAAUUUUGGUUGGCCGUGAUAUCCUAGUAUUCCAUUGGUUAUCAUAUUAGAAGGUAAAAUAGAAGGAAGGAGAGGAAGGGGAAGGCCAAGUAACCUGAUGUAAGACCAAGAAAAUGUUGAGACCAAGGAAAAAUUUGGUGUCGUGUCGUAAAAAGAGGUGAAGAAACUCGCUGAAAAUCGCAGUAAGUGGCAAGAGCUCCACCAACAAGAGCGUAUCUCUUAAAUAAUAAAGGAAUACAAAGUACAAUGGUUAGAUACACACAGGUAAACAGGUAAUUUAAUUCCUAAUAUUACUUUAAUUUCUUACAUUUAGAAAUAAUCACCGACUUUAUAUAAUGAUAUUAUUGUAGCUCUCAAUUGAGUUACACAAUCUUUAUAUUGUCAAAUUGACAGCGAUUUUGUAACUUGUCAAUUAAAUAUAUAUUUCUCAAUGUUCAUUUAAAAAAUGGUGCAAACUAAAAUGACAACUAACAUGAACUAAUUAUAUAAAAAGACUUUAUGUAUGUUUGUUUUUAAAGGAUAAAAAUAUUUUUUUUUACUUUAUCAGAAAGUAACAUGUACUUAUUAUUUAUUACAAAAAAAUCUGCGGAGCCAGUCUUUAACAUAGUAAAUAUGAAAUUUUGCAAAGAUAUUUGAAUAUUUAUUACUAAAUUCAAUUUCAACAGCUCGAAAGAUUUUAAUUAAUGUAUGUAAUUCCAUACAGAUAGACGUAAAAUACUUUUUAUCUUAUUUUACAACGGCAAAGUUGUAUGAUACAGUAAAGCAUAAAAUAAUAUUAAUUAAAGCAUAGAUAUAAUAUUUAAAUUAAACGUAACUAUGUACUUAGUUAAAAGUCAAGCGUGGCAUCUACUGACCCCAAUAAGGGGAGGCCUAUGUCCAGAAGUGGACAGUUAACGGCUGACAUGAUGACUUGCUAAAUUAUUACUAUUGUAAGAUCACUUUUUCUCUGAGAUAGAAAUAAGUGGAAAUAUCAAUGUUUUAUGUUCUUAUAUAACAUCUUGUAGGUAUGUACAUAUAAUUAGAUAGUAAAUGUAGCCGCUUUCCAGUUCCUAGAGCAAAUAAUUGUUAAGUGUUCCAUUUUUUAGUAUAUAAAUAAUUUUUUGAAACUUUUGUACUUCAUAAUUUAUACGAUUAUGAAGUUGCAUUCUAUUUAAUUGUAAUGUCUCCAUAGGUCAAACAUCUAGAUGGAGAGUUGAGUGUCAAAAAAGGGCUAGCCAAUAUUAUCGCUUGAGGCGUUGUUCAUACUGUACAAAAAUACUUUUAAACAUUUUAUUUAUGACUAGCGGCCACGGGUUUAACAUGGGUGG